CUGUGCAACUUCCUGGAAAGUUACACAAAGCCCUCCUGAGAGGACACAAAGCUGGGCUGAGAGCCAAACCUUGGAAAUUCCGGAAAACCACAAAGACAGAUGCCCCGGUCCCUUGUGCCCUUCCCGAUAAGGAAGCUUCUGUCCCCCACGCCCACCACCACCAAUAACACCUAGUCCACACUCUGGGCAAAGGCCACAUCGCUCAAUCUGGGGUCCUCUAUGACAACUCCAGUAAGUUCCGCCCAGCUAUGAGGCAAGCGCUUCACCUCACCACCCUGCCCCAGAAGAUAAAACUCCGGUCCAGGGCCUGACUCGCACACAGCCCCGGAAGCCCUGUCCACCAUGCCCUCCAUGCUGUUUGCCUGGACUCUGCUUGCUCUCGUGGGCCUCGGAGCCUCCUGCAGCUCCAACGUGCCCCGCAGCGAGUGGAAGGCCCGGCCGUCGGAGUGCUCCCAGCGCCUGCAGCACCCCGUUCGCUACGUGGUGAUCUCCCACACGGCAGGCAGCCCCUGCGCCAGCCCGGCCUCCUGUGAACAGCAGGCCCGCAAUGUGCAGCAUUACCACAUGAGCACGCUGGGCUGGUGCGACGUGGCCUACAACUUCCUCAUUGGAGAGGAUGGUCAUGUGUAUGAAGGCCGAGGCUGGAACAUCAAAGGUGACCACACAGGGCCCACCUGGAACCCCAUAUCUAUUGGCAUCACCUUCAUGGGCAACUACAUGGAUCGGGUACCCCCAAAGCGGGCCAUCCGUGCCGCCUUGAAUCUUCUGGACUGUGGGGUGGCUCAGGGCUUCCUGAGAUCCAACUAUGAAGUCAAAGGACACCGAGAUGUGCAGAACACUCUGUCUCCAGGCGACCAGCUCUAUGAAAUCAUCCAACAGUGGAAACACUACCGCGAGUGACAGCAUGACCCUGUGUGGCCACCCCCCUAAAAUCCCUCCUGCCACCUGCUCCCUCCCGCCCCAUCCAUCCUCCCCGUGACCCCCAAUAAAGAUGUGGCACCCAGCAUG
Peromyscus leucopus (white-footed mouse) is the source of this 1008-nucleotide messenger RNA. It is a transcript of the gene Pglyrp1, whose product is annotated as peptidoglycan recognition protein 1. Gene Ontology annotation, molecular function: N-acetylmuramoyl-L-alanine amidase activity; peptidoglycan binding; zinc ion binding. Bases 343 to 900 code for a protein of 185 amino acids. Gene Ontology annotation, biological process: defense response to Gram-positive bacterium; detection of bacterium; peptidoglycan catabolic process. NCBI's taxonomy places the organism in Eukaryota, Metazoa, Chordata, Mammalia, Rodentia, Cricetidae. The record is from RefSeq and is a predicted model, not a curated record. The transcript has 3 exons.